ACCUGACCAACCUGACGUACGCGCGCCGUGUCUCGAUAAAUUGUUUAAUGGCUAACCGGCCGAGGUCUUUUAAAUUGCUUUAAAUUUUAAGUUCCCUCGAGCCGUUGCCGUACUUAAAACCACAUAAAACCGCUACCGAUUCCCAUUCGUGUAUAUCCGUAUCCGAAUUCGAACUUCACAUUAAAAGGAUUGAAAGGUGUGCUCGGAUUCCUUUUGGAGUAAUCUGCCAUUUUCAACGUUGACACGAUGCAAAAGGAAACCAGACUGAAGCGAGAACUUGCCAGGCUCAUGGAGAACCCACCGGAGGGUAUUUGCUGUUAUCCACAAAUGGACAAAACUGAUUUGCUUUGUGCCAACGUAAUGGGACCUCGAGGCAGUCCUUACGAAGGGGGCCUCUUUCAGUUAGAAUUGGAAAUACCACAAAACUAUCCAUUUGAGCCACCACGGAUGAAAUUCGUAACCCCGGUCUAUCAUCCAAAUAUCGACAGUAGCGGUCGUAUCUGCAUGGAUUUUCUAAAAAUGCCACCUAAGGGUGGUUGGAAACCGACGAUUAAUCUUGAGAAUCUUUUGACCGCCGUUCAACUGUUAUUAGAAAACCCAAAUCCAGACGAUCCUCUCAUGGCUGAUAUAGCCGAAGAGUACAGGUUCAAUAAAGCUGAAUUCAAGCGCAAAGCCAAGAAGACAACCGAAGACUAUGCAAUGAAAAAAAGAAAACACGAACUGAAUUAAUUUUAAUAGAUCUGUGGACGACGAAUGAACUACCUCGAUUAAAUUUCUAAAUGUCCACUGGUUUAACAGACAAUUUAUUUAGAUGUUAUUUAUUUUUUUAUGUGCUUAAUAUAAAGUGAGAAGUUACUCAAAAAACAAAUUCUCUCGUCGAGGGUCAAAAUAAACUCUUUCCAGUGCCUAAUACUAAAUCCAUUAAAAUAAUUAUUAUAAUAAAUUAUUAAUGAUGAAGUUGA
Orussus abietinus is the source of this 962-nucleotide messenger RNA. Its product is annotated as ubiquitin-conjugating enzyme E2 T. Lineage: Eukaryota; Metazoa; Arthropoda; Insecta; Hymenoptera; Orussidae. The coding region runs from base 247 to 729 and encodes 160 amino acids. The record is from RefSeq and is a predicted model, not a curated record. The transcript is spliced from 2 exons.